Messenger RNA from Dicentrarchus labrax (European seabass), 2709 nucleotides. RefSeq names its product butyrophilin subfamily 1 member A1-like. Lineage: Eukaryota; Metazoa; Chordata; Actinopteri; Moronidae. The record is from RefSeq and is a predicted model, not a curated record. The transcript is spliced from 6 exons. Bases 410 to 2143 code for a protein of 577 amino acids.
CUGCUUUAAAAUCUUCUAGCAAGAAUUUCCAUAGAUUUAAUCGAAUGAGAGUCGUUAUCAGUUCUGUAUUUUUACAGUGUACAAAAUAAGAAAAGCUGGUGGCUAUGGUAUGUUAAAGGAAAGCAUAGACUUACACUGUUGUAAACUGAGAGGAGGGAAUGCCAUGCACUAUUGAAUCUGUUAAAACAACAAUGCAAGAGAGAUAUUGCAAUGUCAGAAUGUCAUUGUCGUAAUGUAUUGCUCUGUGAAAAGUACUGUAGAGAUGAAUUUCAAGAAGGGUUGAUAUAAUCCAGAUCCUGAAUUUGAUCUAGCUUCAUGUUUAGCCUGAGACACAGAGAUUCUAGAUACUUGUAGAAGUUUCAUUGAAAGUAACAUUUUACAACAGAUUUAUUUCAGUUUUUAAAUCUCCAUGAUGCCUCUCCUGAAGGAUGGACUCUCCUUUAAACCUCUGCUCAGCUCCUUCACUGAUGUGGUUUUCCAUCACUCUGUGUUCAUCCUCCUCCUAACACAAUGCUGUGCAGGUCAGUCCCAGGUGGUUGGUCCGUCUCAGCCAAUACUUGCAACAGUCGGUGAUGACAUCAUUUUGCCAUGUCGCCUUGACCCUGCUGCCGAUGCUUCAGACAUGACUGUGGAGUGGUCGAGAUCUGACCUGGACCCCAGAUUUGUUCAUGUGUGGCGUGACGGCGUGGAACUGGAGAAUAAAAAACAUCCGUCCUAUAAAGGAAGGACAUCAGUGUCCAUUAACAACCUGAGACAUGGAGACAUUUCACUGAAACUGUCCAAAGUGAAACUCUCUGAUGAUGGAAAAUACAAAUGCUUCAUUCCUACACUGGGUACAGAAUCUACUGUUGAUCUUGUUGUUGGUGAGUCUCGGGUGAUUGGUCCACCUCAGCCAAUAGCUGCAAUAGUUGGUGAUGACAUCAUUUUGCCGUGUCGCCUGGAACCCGCCGUGGAAGCUGUUUCAAUGGCCAUUGAGUGGUCGAGAAUUGACCUGUACCCCGGAUUAGUCCAUGUGAGACGUGUUGGUCAGAACCUGCUGGGGGUCCAAAAUCCAGCGUAUGAGGGAAGAACGUCAGUGUCCACCAACAAACUGAAGCUCGGAGACUUUUCACUGAAGCUCUCCGGAGUCAAACUCUCUGAUGCAGGAACGUACAAAUGUUUGAUUCCAGGAUUAAACAAAAACGCUUUUGUUCAUCUCGUUGUUGGUGCUGCUGCCCUACCUGCCAUAGUUCGUAUUGACAGAGCCAGGACUGGACUGGUUCUACGGUGUGAAUCCAAAGGCUGGUAUCCAGAGCCUGAGGUGGUCUGGCUGGACGGUGAGGGAAACCUCCUCUCUGCUGGACCUACAGAGACAGUCAGAGGUCCUGAUGACCUCUAUACUGUCAGCAGCAGAGUGACUGUGGAGAAGAGACACAGCAACAACUUCAUCUGUAGAGUCCAACAGAAGGACAUCCACCAGACCAGAGAGACACACAUUGAUGUCCCAGAAGAUUUAUUCAUCGUCCCAUUUAGUUCUGCUGUUCGUAUCGGCAUCAACUUCGCUGUUUGCUUCUUGUGUGUUCUUGUUCUGGUCUUUGCUGUGUGGAAACGGAGGCAUCCCAAAAUCCGAAACAAUACUGAACCGGGAGAAAAGAAGAUCACAUAUAACAGUGUUGCUGAAAUCCAGUCCCUGAUGGAAGGGGAAAGAGACGGAGAGCAACACAUGACAGAAAAGGAGAAAGCUGAGUAUUUAGAAAAGAAGAAGAAACUUAGUGAAGCAUUACAAAGGAAUGAAGAAGAAUGUAAAUAUAUAGUACAGGCAGUUGAUUCACUGAAACAAAAUAAGGAGGCACUGGACAAACACAAAUCUGAACUUAACCUACACUCUGAUUUUAUGAAUAAACAGCUUGUUUUAGUUAAGAGAUUGUUGAAGGAGGCAUAUACUGAAGGGAAAAAAACAACUUACGUGGAGAUGAUAGAAGAUCUGGGGAAGAGAAUAGAAGCAACUAAAAAUCUGUUAGAGGUCACAGAAAAACUGCUCCAGAGAACAGAGAAGGAGAUUGGUCAAAAAACAGAAAGGAAACGUGAACUAGAGCUCUUAAAGGAGCAGAUUAAUAAAUACCUGCAGGAGAAUCAGAGGGCUGAGAUUCAGGUGGAAGUUUAAACAGAGCAACCAGAGAGAGAAGGAUAAACAGUAUUUACACUUUAUUCAAAUGAUUUCUGUCCUGCAGGUAAUAUUGAAAGACUUGGUUAGUGUAAUGAACACACUGGUUCAGUUCAUAUGUUCUGUAUUAAUCAGAGUGAACAUUGGUCAGAUUAUUCUCACUCACAUCCUCAUGUUCAUGUGAUAUAGCCUUUUCCUUCACUGGAAUUAGACCAGUCCAGAGACAAGAGCAGAAGAAACUCAGAGAAAUGGCACGUCUGACUUGUGUUUGCCUGAAAGGCCUCAGAAAGUUGUGGGCUGUAAACUUUUGAUGGCUUCUGAAAGGGGGCAUGCCUGAAAAAGUUUGAGAACCACUGUUUGGAUUUAGAUUUAGAUUCAAUUAUAACAUGAAGCUAAAAAUGAGACUGGUUUAAUCGUUUUUCUGAUGUCAGUUAAUAAAUCCUGUAAUUUUGUUUCAUUUGAGGAAAUAUAUCUUUUUUACACUUUGUUAGCAUCCCUUUGUCCUUUAAAUCUUGUUUCUGUAAGUCUGUGUCAUUUUAGUGUGAAAUAAAUUGACUUUAAAGUGA